CUAUCCUGGAGGUUUCUCCCUGUUGCAACUUGUAAUAAACCAAAUAGAUUUUUGAUUGACUAUCUGCAACUGCUUUUCUCCUUUGUUCAAUUUAUUUUACAUCACCCCUCCCUCCUUUCAGGCGAACCUGAAUCUCAGUGAGAGAGAGAGAGUGAGAGAGGAAGGCCAUCCUGUCUGUAUCCCCAGGCUGAGCACUAACCAGAGGGAUGAUGAGGCUAGGCUGGGUUCGAGGGCUGGCCCCGUUGUUGGCCAUGGCUGCUGGAAUACUCUACAUCACAUCCAUUAAGCGGGAGGUUCAUUCUCAUGGGGAGAGACUGCAGGGGGCCCAUCAGAAUGAAUCGGCCAGGGGCCAAGAUAUUCUCCAGAGGCUGGAGAAGAUGGAGGCUCACAUCGAGAAGCUGUUGAAUACAAUCCACGACGGGAGCAGUCUGAAAGAGGGGCAGGCGGUGAAGGCUCCCGAGGUCAAGAAGGAGAGGAAGGUGGUGAAGAAGGUGUACCCCAACUCAGCUCUGUUUACACGCUGGGGUGAUGAGCUCUCAGAGGAGGAGCAGAAAGAGGCAGAGGGGCUGUUUCAGAUGUAUGGAUACAACGCCUUCCUGAGUGACAGACUACCCCUGAACAGGGAAAUCCCUGAUACUCGCGAUCCUAAGUGUGCUAAGCACCAGUAUCCCCAUGACCUGCCCACCAUCAGCGUGGUGUUGAUCUACUUGGACGAGGCCCUGUCAAUCAUUAAGAGAGCCGUCCGCAGCAUCAUAGACAAGACCCCCCAACGCCUGCUCAAAGACAUUAUACUGGUGGAUGACCACAGCUCCAAUGAGGAUCUAAAGGAGAAGUUGGAUGCCUACAUCAGCUUCAUCCAUGAAGAGCGUCCCGGCCUGGUGAAGAGAGUGAGACACUCAGAGCAGCUCGGUCUCACACAGGCCCGCCUCUCAGGGUGGAGGGAAGCUGAAGGAGAUGUGGUGGCCAUCUUGGACGCCCACAUAGAGGUCCAUGUGGAAUGGGCGGAGCCUCUGUUAGCUCGGAUAAAGGAGGACCGCACGUUGGUGUUGACACCGGUGUUUGACAACGUCCAUUUCGAUGACUUGACAGUCACACGUUAUGGGCCUGCUGCAGAUGCCUUUGACUGGGCCCUGUGGUGUAUGUAUGAGUCCUUCAGACCUGAGUGGUAUGCCUUGAAAGACGAGUCACAGCCAGGAAAGAGCCCCUCCAUUAUGGGCAUACUAGUGGUUGAUCGCCUGUUCUUUGGGGAAAUUGGUGCUCUGGAUGGUGGUAUGAAGAUCUAUGGAGGGGAAAAUGUUGAACUGGGUAUCCGGGUGUGGCUAUGUGGUGGAAGUGUCGAGGUCAUACCUUGUUCUAAAAUAGCCCACAUCGAGAGGGCCCAUAAACCCUAUCUCCCUGACCUGAGCAUUACAAUGAAGAGGAAUGCUCUGAGAGUGGCUGAGGUCUGGAUGGAUGACUACAAACAUAAUGUCAACAUUGCCUGGAACAUCCCACUGAAGGAUCACGGCAUAGACAUUGGGGAUGUUUCAGAGAGGAAGAAGUUGAGAAAGAGACUGAACUGCAAACCCUUCCAGUGGUAUCUGGAUAAUGUGUAUCCCAUGUUAGACCCCCUGGGUGACUUGCUUGGUUAUGGAGCUCUGGUCAAUGACCAGAAGACGGAGCUCUGUAUAGAUCAAGGCCCAGUUCCGGGGAACACACCUAUUUUAUAUGGAUGCCAUUAUUUUGGUCCACAGAACUGUUAUUAUCGAGCCAGUGGGGAGAUCUACAUUGGAGGCAUCAAGUCUCACAAGUACAACAGUAAUCGCUGUCUGGUGGACACCGGCACUCAAACCCCAGGGCUGUAUGAGUGCAAGGUGGCCCAGCAGAAGAGAUUCCACAUGCACUGGGAAUUUCAACAGGGAAAAGCCAUCCAGAACAGACAGACAAAGAGAUGUCUGGAGAUUGCCCCAGGGGAGGACACCUACUACCAGCUCAUCCUUCAGGAGUGCAGUGGGCAGCACUGGAACAUACAGAAUCUGAUUAAAGACUUCUAAUACACUGAGAUAGUUAGGCCUACCAGAGACAAUACAAGUGGGAAGGUGGUAUUUACCACAUACGACUGGUAAAAGUCCACUUGAACGUCCCUCCAACUGGUAAUUACUAGUGGGAAACUCGUCUAUCAUCCCUGAGCUCCGACUUCUCCCACAUGCUGACCUCUGACAUCAUCUACUAAGGAAAUUACAUUUUUAACAGCAUUUUCAGCAGUUCAAUGCAACAAAACAUUCUUUACAAAAAUCUAUCUAUAAAUAUGUUUUUGAACACUAUAAUUUAACAAACAUGAUAGCUGAACUCAUAGCUUAUGGUUGACGCAACUUGUUGGCCAUUAGCCAAUCGGCUUUUCUCAAAUAGUUCAAAGCACGUGAAUGCAUCCAACUAGUAUUUAUGAUUUCACAACUGGUAAUUACCACCUUCCCACUUUGUUAUGAACACAUCACUAUCAUCAUUCUUUGAAAAUCCUAUCUUAGUCAGCAGUGAGAUGACUGUGAUCUUAGUGAGCUGUUGGUUGUAUACAGUGGCGACGCGUCAUUCAGGGCAGGUGUUUUGUGCCCCCCCUGUUUAUCCAAAAAAUAUAACAUAUACAGUACCAGUCAAAGUGUCACGGCUUCUAUGAGUAGUGGGUGGAGAAGUCAGGCGCAGAGAGCAGGGUAGUUCACUAGAUGUGGAUUUUUAUUUUCCAAAAACCCAGAGAGACGGUCACGCCACACACACAAGGGCGCGUAAAGACCCAGUCCAAACAACAGGAGGAAACUGACCGGAAAAAUAAAUACCACAAAAUAAUCACACACCAUAAACAGAAAAAUAAGCCCGCACAAAAGCUGGCGGGCCUACUGGGUUUAAAUAGCCCACAAUCAAAACCUAAACACAAAACAGGUGCAACUAAUCAGACACAACUAAAUGAAACAGAAAAGAGGAUCGGUGGCAGCUAGUAGGCCGGCGACGACGACCGCCGAGCGCCGCCCGAACAGGAAGAGGCACCACCUUCGGCGGGAUUCGUGACACAAAGGUUGGACACACCUACUCUUUCAAGGGUUUUUCUUUAUUUGUAAUAUUUUCUAAAUUGUAGAAUAAUAGUGAAGACAUCAAAACUAUCAAAUAACACAUGGAAUCGUUUAGUAAACAAAAAAGUGUUGGAACAAAUCAAAAUAUAUCUUAUAUUUGAGAUUCUUCAAAGUAGCCACCCUUUGCCUUGAUGACAGCUUUGCACACUCUUGGCAUUCUCUAAGAUAGAAAAUCAUUCCAGGUGAAGCUAACAGUCUUGAAGGAGUUCCCACAUACACUGAGCACUUGUUGGCUACUUUUCCGUCACUCUGCGGUCCAACUCAUCCCAAACCAUCUCAAUUGGGUUGAGGUCAGGUCAUUGUGAAGGCUAGGUCAUCUGAUGCAGCCCUUCAUCACUCUCCUUCUUGGUCAAAUAGCCCUUUCACAGCCUGGAGGUGUGUUGGGUCAUUGGUCCUGUUUAAAAAUAAAUGAAAGUCCCACCAAGUGCAAACCAGAUGAGAUGACGUAUCGCUGCAGAAUGCUAUGGUAGCCAUGCUGGUUAAGUGUGCCUUAAAUUCAAAAUAAAUCACAGACAGUGUCACAAGCAAAGCACCCCCCACCAUCACACCUCCUCCUCCAUGCUUCACAGUGGGAACUACACAUGCGGAGAUCAUCCGUUCACCUACUCUGCGUCUCACAAAGACACGAUGGUUGGAACCAAAUAUUUCUAAUUUGGAGUCAUCAGACCAAAGCACAGAUUUCCACUGGUCUAAUAUCCAUUGCUCAUGUUUAUUGGUCAAAGCAAAUCUCUUCUUCUUAUUGGUGUCCUUUUUUGAUGGUUUUGUUGCAGCAGUUCGACCAUGAAGAUCCGAUUCACACAGUCUCCUCUGAACACUUGAUGUUUGGUAGUGAAGAAUUUAUUUGGGCUGCAAUCUGUGGUGCAGUUAUGAACUUAUCCUCUGCAGCCGAGGUAACUCUGGGUCUUCCUUUCCUGUGGUGGUCCUCUUGAGAGCCAGUUUCAUCAUAGAGGUUGAUAGUUUUUGUGACUGCACUUGAAGAAACUUUCAAAGUUCUUGAAAUGUUCCGUAUUGACUGACCAUCAUGUCUUCAUGUAAUGAUGUCCUGUCAUUUCUCUUUGCUUAUUUGAGCUUGUCUUGCCAUAAUAUGGACUUGGUCUUUUAUUAAAUAGGGCUAUCUUCUGUAUUACCACCCCUACCUUGUCACCACACAACUGAUUGGUUCAAACGCAUUAAGAAAUAAAUAAUUCCACAAAUGAACUUUUAACAAGGCACAUCUGUUAAUUGAAAUGCAUUCCAGGUGACUACCUCAUGAAGCUGGUUGAGAGAGUACCAAGAGUGUGCAAAGCUGUCAUUAAGGCAAAGGGUGGCUACUUUGAAGAAUCUCAAAUAUAAAAUAUAUUUGGAUUUGUUUAACACUUUUUUUGUUACUACAUGAUUCCAUAUGUGUUAUUUCAUAGUUUUGAUGUCUUCACUAUUAUUCUACAAUGUAGAAAAUAGUAAAAAUAAAGAAAAACUCUUGAAUGAGUAGGAAUGUCCAAACUUGACUGGUACUGUAUACAGUGCCUUGCGAAAGUAUUCGGCCCCCUUGAACUUUGCGACCUUUUGCCACAUUUCAGGCUUCAAACAUAAAGAUAUAAAACUGUAUUUUUUUGUGAAGAAUCAACAACAAGUGGGACACAAUCAUGAAGUGGAACGACAUUUAUUGGA
Oncorhynchus nerka (sockeye salmon) is the source of this 4745-nucleotide messenger RNA. Its product is annotated as probable polypeptide N-acetylgalactosaminyltransferase 8. Gene Ontology annotation, molecular function: polypeptide N-acetylgalactosaminyltransferase activity. Gene Ontology annotation, cellular component: Golgi apparatus. Bases 207 to 2033 code for a protein of 608 amino acids. The record is from RefSeq and is a predicted model, not a curated record. The transcript is spliced from 11 exons. Gene Ontology annotation, biological process: protein O-linked glycosylation. NCBI's taxonomy places the organism in Eukaryota, Metazoa, Chordata, Actinopteri, Salmoniformes, Salmonidae.